Molecule: messenger RNA, 1260 nt
Organism: Acanthamoeba castellanii str. Neff
Lineage: Eukaryota; Discosea; Longamoebia; Acanthamoebidae
Product: ankyrin 2
Exons: 7
Coding region: 1-1260 (419 amino acids)
Cellular component (GO): cytoplasm
Molecular function (GO): protein binding
Source: RefSeq, a predicted model, not a curated record
AUGGAGGAGGAGGGCGGCAAGGUGGUGGUGGCGGGCGUGGGCGACCUGGCACUGGAGCUGUUCCUCCAUAUCGUGGGCUUCCUUGAGCCGGCCGACCUGGUGCGCGUGGAGGCCGUGCAGCGGGCCUGGGCCGACGCCCUCCGCCAUGACGACCACACGUGGCGCACCGUCUUCCGCGCCCACCUCGGCCAAGGCCCCUCCCGCCCCACCACCGCCGCCCGCGGGUCAUGGCGGAGCCGGUGCGUGAAGGCGGCCAGGCGUGCGCACCAAACGGUCAACCGCGCCGACCUCACACCCGAAGCCCGCGCCCUCGAACUCCUUAAAUACCAGUUCCGGAGCGCAGAGACUUUCGACUACGCCGGCUCGGGCCUGUACCCGCUGCACCUGGCGGUGGCCAGCGGGAGCACAGCCACGGUGCAGGUGCUCGCCGAGGCCGGCUUCAACGUGCACCAGCGCAACUCGUCGGGCGUGACGCCGAUCGGCGCCGCCGUGCAGACCGGCCAGCUCGACCUCGUCGAGGUGUUGUUGAGGCACGGAGCGAGCAGCGAGGAGCUCGCGCAACUUACGGGCGGCGAUGGAGGUGGCGGCGGCGCACCGAAGGCCAAGCGCAAGGCCAGGCGCAAGAAAACGCUCCCCGUUAUGCAUCAGGCCGCGGCCGCCGGUCAUACCCAGAUCGUGCAGGUGCUUCUCGACCUGGCGCGCCAGGGAAAGGGCACCACCUUACACCGCGACGAUGAGAGCGCUGACCACGGAGCUGAUGCUGACAGUAGCGACGGCAAAGAUGAGAGCGACGCGAAGUACCUCAACGCGCCCGACCGGUUCGGCAACACGCCGCUGCUGCCGGCCGUGGAAGAGAAUCGCGAGGCCAUGAUUCAAUUCCUGGUCGCCAAAGGCGCUGACAUCAAUCAUAGUCACAGAAUUACCGGCCUAACACCACUGCACUGGGCGGUGCAGCACGACAAGCUUGCGACCGCGCGCCUGCUGCUUGAACUCGGAGCCGCCAACGAGCCCGUCCGUUCCGCCGACCAACGGUACGUUGUGACGGUGCCGCCCUUCGUCAUGGCCUGCGAGCGCCAGCUGCCCGACAUGGUCCAACUGUUCCUCGAACACUUUGGCCCCGGCAUCAUGGACGCCGUGGUGCCCCACAGUUCGCUGUCCGUGUGGCUGCUGCGGGUGCUGCAGCUGGGCCAGUGUCGGAAGGAGUUCGCCGAGCUUCUGCUGGCCAAGCGCGCGACCAGCGGCGGGCGUACGUUCCACUAG